AUGCUCACCACCCCAUCCAAAGCAAUUACUCUUCCACCCUCCUCAUCGGCAACGCCAUCCUCCUCGUGUUCUUCUCUUUCCAUUCAUCAGGAACAUCAAGAGGAAGGGGACAUGUUGCUGAGAAGAGUGGUUGCAUCUAAUUUUGUUGGAAACGGAACUCCACCUCCUUCUCCUCCUCCACCAGCAGCGAAAGUAAGAAAAAACAAGACCAGAAAAUUUACAUUCAACGUAAUGGACUCUCCAGCAGAAUCUUUUUCUUCGUCGGAUGGUCUUUCUUCAUCUCAACGAUUGGACAAGUUGAGGUCAUUGAGUAUUUCAAUGGAACAAGAUAAGGUUCAAGAGGUUGAACGAUUGAUCGUUGAUCAUUCUCCAAAAGGAACAAAUACGCAGUGUGUCAAAUGGAAUCUUGGGAUGCAAUCGGAUCAAAAGCAAAAAGACCAUUAUGGGCACCGUCCUUGCUCACCAAUCCUCGAAACAGACCGAAAUCCAAGUCAUGUCCUGCAGAUUACGUGGUCAGCUUUGACAUGGGAGAAAGUCAAGGAGUUGUUUCCAGUCAUGUCUUAG
Naegleria fowleri is the source of this 564-nucleotide messenger RNA. RefSeq lists its product as uncharacterized. Lineage: Eukaryota; Heterolobosea; Eutetramitea; Acrasida; Naegleriidae. Bases 1 to 564 code for a protein of 187 amino acids. The transcript has a single exon. The record is from RefSeq and is a predicted model, not a curated record.